AGUUUCCAUUUUCCUUCUCGGCAGAGCCCAGUGCCCAGCAGACGGGCUGCACCUAGCAGACGGGCUAAGCCAAGCAGACGGGCUGCGCCUAGCAGGGCUGCUCUUGGCUGGUGGUGCAGGUGAGGCUGGACGUGAGGCUGGACUUGAGUCAGAAUGGAGCUGCGACCCUACCAGUGGGAGGUGAUCAUGCCUGCCCUGGAGGGCAAGAAUAUCAUCAUAUGGCUGCCCACGGGGUCUGGGAAGACCCGGGCAGCUGCUUAUGUGGCCAAGAGGCACCUCGAGACUGUGGACAGAGCCAAGGUGGUGGUAUUAGUCAACAGGGUACACUUGGUGACCCAGCAUUAUGAAGAGUUCAGCCACAUGCUAGAUGGGCGCUGGGCCAUCACAACCCUGAGAGGGGACAUGGGGCCACGACCUGGCUUUGGCCACUUGGCCCGGAAGAAUGAUCUGCUCAUCUGUACGGCUGAGCUGCUGCAGAUGGCACUGGUCAGCACUGAGGAGGAGGAACACGUGGAGCUCAAUGAGUUCUCCCUGCUCGUGGUGGAUGAGUGUCACCACACGCACAAGGACACUGUCUACAACAUCAUCCUGAGUCGGUACCUACAGCAUAAACUCCAGAGGACGUGGCCCCUGCCUCAGGUGCUGGGUCUCACCGCCUCCCCAGGCACUGGCAGGGCCACCAAUCUCGAUGGAGCCAUUGACCACAUCUUGCAGCUCUGUGCCAGCCUGGACACAUGGCGCAUCAUGUCGCCCCAGACCUACCGCCCCCAGCUGCAGGAGCACAACCGCCAGCCCUGCAAACAGUAUGAUCUUUGCCACAGGCGCAGCCAGGACCCGUUUGGGGACAUGCUGAAGAAGCUCAUGAACCAAAUCCAUGACCACCUGGAGAUGACCGAGUUGAGCCGGGACUUUGGGACGCAGAUGUAUGAGCAGCAGGUGGUGGAGCUGAGCCAGACGGCUGCUGAGGCCGGGCUCCAGCAGCAGCGGGUGUACGCGCUUCACCUGCGGCGUUACAACGAUGCGCUGUUUAUCCACGACACGGUACGCGCGGUGGACGCCCUGGCGGCACUGCAGGAUUUCUACGACAGGGAGCGUGACACCAAGACCCAGGUUCUGCGUGCCGAGCGCUGGCUGCUGGCGCUGUUCGAUGACCACAAGAAUGAGCUGGCCCUCCUGGCAACUCAAGGCCCUGAGAACCCGAAACUGGAGAUGCUAGAACAGAUCCUGAAGAAGCAGUUUGGGAACCCUGGCAAUCCCAGGGGCAUCGUCUUCACCUGCACCCGUCAGAGUGCUCACUCCCUCCUCCUCUGGCUCUGGCAGCAGCCUGGUCUGCAGACAGUGGACAUCAGGGCCCAGCUGCUGAUUGGGGCUGGGAAUAGUAGCCGGGGCACCACUAUGACCCAGAGGGACCAGCAAGAAGUGAUUCGCAAGUUCCGAGUUGGCACCCUGAACCUCCUGGUGGCCACAAGUGUGGCGGAAGAGGGACUGGACAUCCCCCAGUGUAAUGUGGUGGUGCGCUAUGGGCUCCUGACCAACGAGAUCUCCAUGGUCCAGGCAAGGGGCCGUGCCCGGGCCAAUGAGAGUGUGUACUCGUUCGUGGCAACCCAUGGCAGUCGGGAGCUGCAGCGGGAGCAGACCAACGAGGCACUGGAGAUUCUGAUGAAACGGGCAGUGACUGCUGUGCAGGAGAUGGACCCGGCUGAGUACCAGGCCAAGAUCCGAGAUCUGCAGAGGGCAGCCCUGGUCAAGAGGGCAGCCCAGGCAGCCCAGCAGGAGAGUAGACGGCAGCAGUUCCUGGCGGAGCAGGUGCAGCUCCUCUGCAUCAACUGCAUGGUGGCCGUGGGCCAUGGGAGCGACUUGCGGAAGGUGGAGGGUACCCACCAUGUCAACGUGAACCCCAACUUCUCGAUCUACUACAAUGUCUCGCAGAAGCCUGUGGUCAUAGACAAAGUCUUCAAGGACUGGAGGCCUGGAGGCACCAUUAGCUGCAAGAACUGUGGGGAACUAUGGGGUCUACAGAUGAUCUACAAGUCGGUGAACCUGCCAGUGCUCAAAGUCCACAGCAUGCUGCUGGAGACGCCACAAGGGCGGGUCCAGCCCAAGAAGUGGUCCCGCGUGCCCUUUCCCGUGCCUGACUUCAACUUCGUGCAGUACUGUGCCCAGAACCUGUCAGAACUCUCCCUGGCCUAACCAUCUUGUCACUGCAGUGCCUGGCUCGGGCUGCAGGGGGCAGGAGAAUCCACAACAGCUACUGUCUUCUGAGCAAAGCCUGGGUGCACCCCCCUCCUGGCUGAAUCACCAGCUCAUGCGCCCAGGCUACCUGACUCCCACACUGAGGAAGCAGCUGAAGGGCCACAGCUCACCCUCUGACCCCCCUCCCACCCACACAGACACUCAUACACACUGGAUGGAGUGGGAAUGGGGUUGGGGAGGACCGGAGGCAGGAGAAUACCCCCUUAUCCACGGUUUCGCUUUUCAGUUACCCACAGUCAACUGCAGUCCGAAAAUAUUAAAUGGAAAACUCCAGAAAUAAACAAUCUAUAAAUUUUAAA
This is a messenger RNA of Pteropus alecto (black flying fox), 2552 nucleotides long. RefSeq names its product DExH-box helicase 58 (gene DHX58). Gene Ontology annotation, cellular component: cytoplasm. Lineage: Eukaryota; Metazoa; Chordata; Mammalia; Chiroptera; Pteropodidae. Gene Ontology annotation, molecular function: double-stranded RNA binding; zinc ion binding; ATP binding. The record is from RefSeq and is a predicted model, not a curated record. The coding region runs from base 154 to 2190 and encodes 678 amino acids. Gene Ontology annotation, biological process: innate immune response; positive regulation of interferon-beta production; response to virus. The transcript is spliced from 13 exons.